This is a messenger RNA of Hippoglossus stenolepis (Pacific halibut), 2586 nucleotides long. RefSeq names its product glypican 2 (gene gpc2). The transcript is spliced from 11 exons. Bases 348 to 2102 code for a protein of 584 amino acids. Gene Ontology annotation, cellular component: cell surface; synapse; extracellular region. Gene Ontology annotation, biological process: smoothened signaling pathway; cell migration; regulation of protein localization to membrane. NCBI's taxonomy places the organism in Eukaryota, Metazoa, Chordata, Actinopteri, Pleuronectiformes, Pleuronectidae. The record is from RefSeq and is a predicted model, not a curated record.
CUUUACUUUGAAAAGAGCGGGUGUUCCGGCACAGCGGCACAGUGGGAGGACACUGAGGAUCGGGAGUGUCCCGUUCACACGCUCCAGCAGCGGAUCACAGGAGGAACAAACUAACCGGACGCGGUGGAUGGAAACUUUAUGUCCGGAUGCGUCUUUUUGUUGCACUUAUCUGGGGAAACUGUUUUUAAAAGACUGACGAUCCGGGACAUUGUUCAUGUUUUGACUUUUCAUCUGAACCGGCCACUCACUCACUCAUUCAUUCAUCACUAAGCCGCUGCACCCAUAGUCUGAAGGGCUGUUUUUAAAUCACCCCCUCCUCUGGUGUGUGGCUGAGCCCCGUGGACAAGAUGGACCCCCAGCUCUCUGUCCGCAGGUACCCGCUGCUGGUGCUGCUCUGCGCGGCCGCUGCCCUGUCGGGGACCCGGAGCCCCGUGGCUGCAGCGGGGAGGAGCUGCGCCGACACCCGGCAGGUGUACGCGGAGAAGGGCUACGGCACAGACACCGCUCCGCUGACUCAAAUCUCCGGUGAGCACCUGCGGCUCUGUCCUCAGGACUACACCUGCUGCUCCAGUCAGAUGGAGGAGACGCUGGCCCUCCAGAGUGAGAGGGACUUCAUGAAAGCCGUCGAAGAAAACAGCCAGUUCCUGUUGACCACCUUCAGCCAGAGACACCGCAGAUUUGACGAGUUCUUCAGGGAGAUCAUCGACCUCUCGGAGAAGUCUGUGAACCAGAUGUUCACCAAGACCUACGGCCGGCUCUUCACCCAAAAUGCACACGUCUUCCAGGAGCUGUUUGUGGAGCUGCGCAGAUAUUACUCUGGGGGCAGUGUCAGUCUGACCGAGGUUCUGUCCGACUUCUGGUCCAGACUCGUGGAGCGGGUCUUCUCUCUGGUCAACCCCCAGUAUCAGUUCAGCGAGGACUACCUGGAGUGCGUCAGCAAACACACAGAACAGCUGCAGCCGUUCGGAGACGUGCCUCGCAAACUGCGCGUACAAGUAUCCAGGGCUUUCAUUGCAGCCAGAGCUCUAUCUCAGGCCCUGGCUACAGGUCGGGAUAUCGUUAACAAAGCAACUAAGUUGACAGCAGACUCUGAGUGUGUGCGUGGCCUGAUGCGUCAGUGGUACUGCCCUCUGUGUCGAGGGCUGCCCUCCCUGCGGCCCUGCCACUCCCUGUGCCUUAACGUGAUGAAGGGCUGCUUAGCCAAUCAGGCCGACCUCGACACCGAGUGGAACAAUUUCAUUGAUGCUCUUUACCAGGUUUCAGAGAAGUUGGAGGGGCCGUUCAACAUGGAGCUUGCGGCCGACUCCAUCUCUGUGAAGGUGUCAGAGGCCAUCAUGCACAUGCAGGAAAACAGCGUCACCAUCUCCACUAAAGUGUUCCAGGGCUGUGGAAACCCCCGACCGACUCCAGGACGGACUCAACGCUCACCGAAAGAGUCCGGGGGAAACAGGAGGCCGUUCCGCACCUACAGCCCUGAAGAGAAACCCACCACUGCUGCAGGCACCAACCUGGAUCGACUGGUCACCGAGCUGAAGGAGCGACUGCGGCCGAUGCACGGCUUCUGGGUGUCCCUCCCACACACCACCUGCAACGAUGAGAGGCUGGCUGCCGACGUCACUAAUGAGGAGCGCUGCUGGAACGGGCAGACCCGGGGGAGGUACCUGCCCGACGUGACGGGCGACGGUCUCGUCAGCCAGAUCAACAACCCCGAGGUGGAGGUGGACAUUGCGCGGCCGGAUGUGAGGACCAGACAGCUGAUCAUGGAGCUGAGGGUGGCGACCAACAAACUGAGACACGCUCAGAGCGGACAAGACAUGGACUUCAUGGACAGUGAGGAGGGCAGUGGUUCAGGGGGAGGGGAUUACGGUGAAAGGUACAAUGAUGAUUGGCCGGGCUAUGGGCCUUACUCUCCCCCUUAUAACAAACCCCCUCGUAACCCGGACUCCAACCCCGCAAAGCCUCCUCGGGUCCGGGAGAAAGGCGGCUCCAAGUGGAACAGAAACAACGGCCAUGGACGGGUUCGUUCGGCGACCAGCGGGCUCACGUCCUCGCUGCUAUCUUUGUGUUCUUUCCUGGUCACUGUUGCCCCCAUGUGGAGAUAACCGGUUAUUACAGAGUGGAGGUUUUCUGUCAUGCUGGAGUCUCAAGCACAUUGUUUAACAAAAUAAGUCAUUCCAUUUUUUUACACUAGCGGAAAUAACAAACAAAGAUAAAACAGGUUAAUUUAGCAAUAAUCAAAAAACCUGUUUACAGCACAAAAUAAAAAGGUAAAAGUUAAUAUUUUUCCUACUGCCCAAGCCACAAAAGAGGCAUUUUCAAAUGAUUAAAACUAAUACUUAAUCAAUAGGUACUGCCCUUUUUUAGUGCCAUUUGUUGGAGAUGUUUGACCUGUUGGAGUCAUGAUGCUGAACUGUGCUGGAGCAUAGAGGUGGAACUAAAGUAAUGAAACAGCAAAAGGAAUGAGCAGCAUGGUCUGAGAGAGAGAGAGAGAGAGAGAGAGAGAGAGAGAGAGAGAGAGAGAGAGAGAGAGAGAGAGAGAGAGAGAGAGAGAGAGAGAGAGAGAGAGAGAGAGAGAGAGAGAGAGAG